This is a messenger RNA of Penicillium paradoxum, 369 nucleotides long. Its product is annotated as FKBP-type peptidyl-prolyl cis-trans isomerase. Gene Ontology annotation, molecular function: peptidyl-prolyl cis-trans isomerase activity. NCBI's taxonomy places the organism in Eukaryota, Fungi, Ascomycota, Eurotiomycetes, Eurotiales, Aspergillaceae. The transcript is spliced from 6 exons. The record is from RefSeq and is a predicted model, not a curated record. Bases 1 to 369 code for a protein of 122 amino acids.
AUGGGCGUUGAGAAGCAAACUUUGGUUGAGGGCAACGGCGUCGACUACCCUAAGAAGGGCGAGCACGUUGCCAUCCACUACACCGGCUGCUUGUACGACGCUGACAAGGCUGACAACCACUUCAUGGGCGCUCAAUUCGAUACCUCCCACAAGCCCGGUCGUGGUCCUCUCGCCACCCCUAUCGGUGUCGGUCGUCUUAUCCGAGGCUGGGACGAGGGUGUCCCCCAGAUGUCCCUCGGUGAGAAGGCUAUUCUGACCAUCAGCCCUGACUUCGGCUACGGCGACCGCGGCUUCCCUGGUCUGAUUCCCGCCAACUCGAAGCUUGUCUUCGAGGUCGAGCUCCUCAAGGUCGGCACCAAGAGCGUUUAA